This is a messenger RNA of Megachile rotundata (alfalfa leafcutting bee), 3583 nucleotides long. It is a transcript of the gene Ance-3, whose product is annotated as angiotensin-converting enzyme Ance-3. Gene Ontology annotation, cellular component: plasma membrane. Gene Ontology annotation, biological process: proteolysis. Lineage: Eukaryota; Metazoa; Arthropoda; Insecta; Hymenoptera; Megachilidae. Gene Ontology annotation, molecular function: peptidyl-dipeptidase activity; metallopeptidase activity. The record is from RefSeq and is a predicted model, not a curated record.
UACUUCUACAAGAUAAUUGCAUAAUUAUACCCGUGGAUCGUGAUGAAUCAUCUGCCGUCCUAUCGCCCAUCGAAUCAUUCUACUUCUUUUUUAUCUUCGUUUUCGUGGAAUCAACGAUCUAUGUUUCAUAUGCAAAGUGGAACACGUACUCGUAUUGCGCGCUCGUCGUCGAGUCUUUUUUAUCUACGCGGCCGUAUCCCACAAUUUUCCUCGCAAUUUCGACUCGGUCGAUUUUCCGAGAAUUCGAAGGAUCGAAAACGUUUCGUUUCGAUGAAAUUGAACGUCCGAUUGUCGAACGGCUUCGGUAGGCGCGCGCUGGCUUCGCGGACAAUGGGACUCGUUCAGACCCGCCGUCGACGACGCUUGUCAACGCGAAGGCUUCGGACUUUCGUAAUCGGUAACCGAGAUUCUCGUUCGGCCGUUCUUCUAUACGUUUGCCGAUAAUAUCGUAAAUACGCCGUAACAAUUAGGAUAUCUCGAAAAAUAGUUAGGACUCCCUUCCUAUCCGACGCGAUGUAUCCUCCCACGCGACGAGACAUCGUCGCGACGACAACGCGACGAGGUGUAUUCGGAUCCCCACCUUUUGCCACGGAUGACCUCUCUCGUUCGAACUGCUUCACAUGGAUAAAUGUACACUUGGCGUCGCGUCGACCACGAGGCCUUUAACGACGCCAGAACGAAACAACCUCUCGUCGUUGGCAUCGCGUUUAUCCGUGUGCAUCAUCGCGAUCGGCGUGUCCGUUGAUUGAUCGAUCGAUCGAUCGAAGAGGAAGCCCUGGUUGCAGCAAGGGCCGAGAUAGACGUCGCCUCUUAACGAUGCCGGCUUGGAUUAUUUUUACUUUGCUCCCUUACGUUGCGGCUCAAUUGGAUUUACCUUCGUCCAGAGAGAAUUCUCGAGACAACUACGACAGACGUCUUCCGCCCACCGAAGCGGAUUUAGAAGAUAUUUUGGCGAGAUUGGACUUUUUAGGCACCGAAAGAUGCAGCGCGAACGUCGCCUCGCAAUGGGCCUACGAAACGGACGUAAACGAAUAUACUCAACUGCAAGCGUUGGAGUCGCAGAGAAUAUACGCGGAUUUUCAAAACCAAGCAUGGUUUCUGAUAUCGAGAAUCGAUAGGAACAACGUUAGAGAUCCCGUGACCAGAAGACGUCUCAGAUAUUUAUCGGUAGUUGGACCGUCUGCGCUUCCUCCGGAUCAAUUGGACAGGUACAAUCGUGUGAUCAACGACAUGCUGGCAGUUUACAACGAAGCGAAUAUUUGCGCGUACAACGAUCCCUUCCGAUGCGGAUUACGUUUAUACCCAGACAUAUCGCAGAUCAUGGCGAGGAGUCGUAAUUGGGACGAAUUGCAGUACGUGUGGACGGAAUGGAGAAGACGAAGCGGAAUGAGGAUCAAGGAUCUUUACCAACAACUGGUGGUUUUGAAUAACGAAGCGGCUCGAUUGAAUAAUUUCACCGACGCAGCGGAAUACUGGAUGUUCCCUUACGAGUCUCCGAAUCUGCAGCAAGAUAUCGACGAAGUUUGGGAAAUGAUACGACCAUUGUACGAAGAAUUGCACGCGUACGUUCGGAGGAAACUUCGAGAUUUGUACGGACCCGAGAAAAUCGCCGCUCACGCUCCACUUCCGGCUCAUAUUCUCGGAAACAUUUGGGCACAAUCCUGGACCAAUAUCAUCGACGUUACUUUACCUUAUCCAGGAAAGAAUUACAUAGACGUUACGCAGGAAAUGCAAGCGCAGGGGUAUACGCCUAUAGAGAUGUUCCGUAUCGCGGAAGAAUUUUAUCUGUCCAUGAACCUGAGCGCCAUGCCACCGGAAUUCUGGGCCGGAAGCAUAAUAGCGGACCCAGGAGAUCGGCCGUUGAUUUGCCAAGCUUCUGCGUGGGACUUUUGCAAUCGUUUAGAUUACAGGAUCAAGAUGUGUACCAAGGUUACCAUGAAGGACUUGAUCACGGUGCAUCACGAGAUGGCCCACAUUCAAUAUUUCCUGCGAUACAGCGGAUUGCCGCGGGAAUUUCGGGACGGCGCUAACCCAGGAUUCCACGAAGCUGUGGGCGAAGCUGUCGCGCUAAGCGUGGCAACUCCACACCACCUUCAAACUCUAGGUUUAGCCAAUAAAUAUAUCGACGAGGGAAGCGCGGACAUUAAUUACCUGUUCAGCUUGGCGAUGGAGAAAUUAGUGAUGCUACCGUUCAGCAUCGCCAUGGAUAGGUGGCGAUGGGACGUGUUUCGCGGUUACGUGACCAGGGAGGAUUACAACUGUCAUUGGCAUCGACUGAAGGAACAAUAUUCCGGAAUCAAACCGCCCGUGUUGAGAUCGGAAGACGACUUUGACCCUGGCGCCAAAUAUCACGUUCCAGCGAACAUCCCUUACAUACGGAACUUUGUUGCCGGCGUUCUCCAGUUCCAAUUGUAUCGAGCACUUUGUCAAGCAGCUGGACAGAGGUACGUCGAUGAUCCUAGAAGACCACUGCACAGGUGCGACUUCUACAGGAGUCCGGAAGCUGGAAGGAUCUUGGGAAAGAUAAUGGAAAGAGGCUCGUCGAUCCCGUGGCAAGAAACGCUACAAGAAGCGAUCGGCGAGGACAGAUUGGACGCGUCCGCGCUCAGGGAGUACUUCAGGCCUCUCGAAGACUGGCUGAGAACGGAGAACCUGAGAACCGGAGACGUGGUGGGCUGGUCGUACGACGGCGACUACUGCAAACGGAGCAUCGAGACUGCUGGUCUACAAGUGUACGGAAGCGGAUUUUACAACGCAGCUGUUAGAACACGGCCCACGACGAUUCUCCCUGGAAUCAUCGCGAUAUUCUUAACGAUUUCGACGCUUCGUUAAGAGAGAAAUUUUUCCCUAAAUUUCCUUAAUUGGACGCGAACGAAGCACAUGGUUGCCUACAGCGUUUCGAAAUUUCCCUUUCCCUUUUCUCGUCUCCCGUCUCUCGUCUCUCGUCUCUCGUCUCUCGUCCUUCGUCUUUUGCCGAACGGAGAAGAUCGAUAUCCUUCGAUCGGCUCGAACGAACCAAAUAAAUGACCAAACGUGCGGGUGCGAUCAACUUGUUACGCAGCUGGAACGGAAAUAAAUCCGAUUAAGCGAACGCGUUAAUACUCGAAUCGCGUGUUGCUCUUCUAACUAUUCCUUAUUAAUUUAACGGUUAACGAAGUAAUUACACGGCCCGUAAUUAAACAACUAGCUCGCGUGGCAGCGCGUGAAUCGUUUUACGCCCUGCUGACAGAUCGCUCGAGCAUCGCGCCGAAGGAAAAGAAAGGGAAAGGAGGAUGAUCGUGAAUCCGGAUCUGCAAUUAGAGUCGCUACCUUCCCACGUAACUUACCCGAAAAUUUCAUAGAAAAGAAAUCGAUCGAUUAUUACAAAUAUGUCAAGUUAGUUUUCCACGAAGAUUUCAACGAACGACGAUAAAAAUAUUAACCAGUUAGAUAAAUACACGUAUCUUUCACCCAUCCUCUUGUAUAUUCCCCGGCGUAAAUUAUACUGUUAGAAAAUGAUGCUAUUUUUCUAUUCUAAUGCCGCGUUAAGUGUAAGACGUAUACGGAAACGAAUAAACUAACUCGGAAAUUGUUCGAAAAGGAA